CAAAUAAUGCAAUGUUGUUUGAUGUUUUGGUAAAUUUUGUUUGUUCGUUGAUUGUUGUCUUAUUUAUUGUCCUAGAGUUUUAUUAUUAAAUUCGUUCGUUCGCAACGUUGUUGUCUUUUGUUGAACAAUCAUAAUGGAUUUGUGCAGAACUUGCCUCGAAAGUCCAGCCAAUAAGAAUAUUUCGGAGUUGGAAAAAGACAUAAAUGAGGACAACAAACACUCCUACGACAUUAUGGUGUUUUGUUUAGAUAUCAAGGUUUUUCAAGACUCCAGAAUAACGACGAAUCUUUGUGACAACUGUUUUGGAAAAAUCAUAUCUUUUUACAAAUUUAAGGCGCAGUCUUUGAAAAAUGACGCAUAUUUGAAAUCGCUGCACCCAGCUUCAUCUCUAGAGGACCAAAAACUAUCUAUACAUGGUGAUGGAGAAGGAAUUCAAGAACACAAGAUUCUCUUGGAACAAGAUGAAUAUAGUCCCAGUUUAGUUGAAAAUUGCAUUAAAAUAGAAAUGCAAGUUAAGGAUGAAAAUAUGUUAGAAGAUGUAGAAAGUGCUAUUGAGGAGGAAGACUCGUCAGAUGUUACAGAUGAUAGUGAUGAUGAUACAUCGGAAGAUGAAUUUUCUGUUGAAGAACCAAGUGUGGAGGAAAAGGUUAAAUAUAAAAAUGUCUGGGAUAGGUUUAAAAAAAAAGCACCAAAACGUAAAAAACGUAGCUGUCCCAAGAAAGAGUCAACCAGUAACAAAAACGUGAUACAAGGGCGGCAGAUAUGUGAAGACUGUGGUAUGUCGGUGCUAGACCUGAAGGCACACUUGCUUACCCACCAGCCUAAAGACAAGAGGCAGAUGCUGCAGUGCAAGGCUUGUCCGAAGAUGUUCAUCACCAGAGGGGGGCGGCGGAGGCACUACAAGAUCAGGCAUUUGGGUGUUAAGGCCAAGUGUGAUAUUUGUGAUAAAGAGGUAGUCCACCUAUCAGUGCACAAGCUCCAAGUCCACAACCCAUCCGCCUUACCAUUCGGGUGCGCCACGUGCGAGCGCCGCUUCGUGUGCAAGCCCGCGCUUGAGCAGCACAUGACCAGCCACACGCAGCAGGCCGCGUUCGACUGCGAGAUCUGCCACAAGAAGUUCCGCGCGAAAGGUCAUCUCUCCACACACAUUCGGCAAGUCCAUGAAAAAGAAAGGAAGCAUCACUGUGAAUUAUGUACUAAGGCUUUCUUCUGCAAAAGUACACUUCAAGAACAUUUACGGACCCACAGCAACGAGCGAGUGUACCAAUGCACGGAGUGCGGCGUGUCGUUCAUGACGAAGAACUCCCUCCGGAAGCACCGCCUCGUGCACAGCGACGUCAAGAGGUUCAAGUGCGAGUUCUGCGACAUGAGCUUCAAGUUGAACGGUUACCUCAAACUACAUAUGAUAACGCACACGAAGGAGAAGCGUUACUCGUGCCAGUACUGCGGCAAGCGCUUCGGCCGCCCGGACUCCUGCCGGAGACACGAGGCCGGCCACCAGAAGCAACCUGCAGCCGACUGAACACCUUAAACGUAUAGUGAUACGGCUCAAAAUCAAACGGCUGCCUUGAAACCAGAGGGCCUACCGCAAUCACUAAAU
Cydia splendana is the source of this 1600-nucleotide messenger RNA. RefSeq names its product PR domain zinc finger protein 5-like. The coding region runs from base 134 to 1522 and encodes 462 amino acids. The record is from RefSeq and is a predicted model, not a curated record. Gene Ontology annotation, molecular function: zinc ion binding. Gene Ontology annotation, cellular component: nucleus. Lineage: Eukaryota; Metazoa; Arthropoda; Insecta; Lepidoptera; Tortricidae. The transcript has 7 exons.